Molecule: messenger RNA, 1077 nt
Organism: Penicillium taxi
Lineage: Eukaryota; Fungi; Ascomycota; Eurotiomycetes; Eurotiales; Aspergillaceae
Exons: 3
Coding region: 1-1077 (358 amino acids)
Source: RefSeq, a predicted model, not a curated record
AUGCCUCCUAAGCGUAAGUCCACCGAGCCGGCUAUUAAAGCACCUCAAAAUCCUAAAAAGGCAAAGCCUGCUGCCAGUCGGUGGUCUAAAGUCUCGGCAUCGAAAAACGCCGAUGUUUCCUUGAAAGAGGAGCUCUUGAAGCCCAAAUCAUGGGAAUACAUCUGCUUCUGCGAGAAGCGCUUGGGAAUUCAACAAGGCCAGGAUACUGACGGCGAGGAGGAUGAAGAUGAGGAGGAGGAUGAAGAUGAGGAUGAUAAGUGUGGUGAGAACUGCGUCUGCUUCAAGGACCACAACGACCACCCGGAACACAAAGUCUUCGUGACCAAAGCCGCCUUUUGUAUUUCGACCAACAUGGCCAACCUCAUUCGUCUCAGAGAUCCCGAUUGUUUCGGCAUGUAUGUGUACAACGAUUUCGCAUCGUACGGUGCAUUUGAGGUGGUGCAGAAUACGCUACUGGAUUUUGUGGAGGCCGAUGGCGAUUGGAAGAGACAAUGGGCUAUUUGCGAGGCAUUCGUCCUAUGCUUCCAGCUGGGUUAUAUCGAUGUUAUGUAUAUGUCUGAUGACGGUGAAGGAUUUCAGAAGACGAUCAACAUGCUUCAAACCAUGUUCCUCUCAAUUCUGGCUACACUCGAUCGCAAAAAUCUGAUGUCUAAUGACUCGGAGGUCAAGAAUCUUGGCUUGAUCAUGGCGAUGCAAAUUCACCAAUCACAAAACGGUGAAUCAACAAUGAGUCAAGGCGAUGAAGCUGACGAAUUCUCGGCUAAGGUCCAUGCAUAUGCGAUCAAGCACAAGAUUUUACUGCAAGGAGCGCCAAAAAUCGAGAAUUAUGUUGCCGAAUUGAAGGAAAUGGACGAGGUUUCUCUCCCUGCCUCUGACAGCAACAACAACGACCCUUGGGACUUCAACAAGAAUUUUGAGACUUACCAAAAGCACUUCGCCCAGUUCGGUGGAGAUAACUUCGAUAUCACCACCAUGUCUUCCACUGAACGUAGAAGCCACGCCUUCGAUAAGAAGGACCCUUUGUCCAAGGCGGAGAUCAAGAUGAUUAAGGAUGGUACGAUCAUGGCGUCCGGCUAG